Athalia rosae (coleseed sawfly) is the source of this 5767-nucleotide messenger RNA. It is a transcript of the gene Lapsyn, whose product is annotated as decorin. Bases 1329 to 2378 code for a protein of 349 amino acids. Lineage: Eukaryota; Metazoa; Arthropoda; Insecta; Hymenoptera; Athaliidae. The transcript has 4 exons. Gene Ontology annotation, cellular component: plasma membrane. Gene Ontology annotation, molecular function: protein binding. The record is from RefSeq and is a predicted model, not a curated record.
UUCGAGGCUCCUUCUAAUCCCGACGCAGCUUUGCGCAUCAUAGCCGAUUGCGAGCCUCCAGCGAAUCGUUUGGAGCGAAACGCCAGCGUUUCGGCAUCAGCGCAGUCACCACUUCUGUUCAGGUUUCCGACUAAUUGUGAGCCGCUAUCGCCGCUGCGGUGAAAGAGUAGCGGAGAGCAAACGGCUCGCGCGCAGUCUAAGGUUAGACGUUGUUACGGUAGCCUCGCGGCGGACUCUUCGUUGUUCCCGGUCCCGUUUUUCGCGCAGCUACAAUCUAUAAUCUACUCCGGAGCGUUCGCCGAUCGCUGCCGAUAUCCUCGCGAUUCGACGAGAACCCCCCCCACGUCGUAAAGUCCACUUUUCCGAUUCCUUAUUUUCAUUUAUUAUCCUUCCUCCGUUCCGACGCGAUCCUCGAUCGCUGAAUUCCGACGACGUCGCGUUUCGACCGUUCGACGUUCGUUUGUUCGCGGCUUCGGUAUUCCUUUGUUUUAUCGUUCGCGGUGCUGAUUUUCCCACCGUAAGAGGGAAAAUCGAUUUUGAGAAACGUCAGAAAUCACGCCGAGUUUACGGUGGAACGUAAAACAAACUAGCCCGGGAACGUUGUAACGACAUUACCGAGUGUGUUUCUUCUUUUUUGUUUCGUUUUGUUUUGUUUUUUUUUCUACUGUUGCGGGAAUCGUCGGGUUCCGAAACGAGUUCCGGCUGAAGUUUGCCAAAAGGACCGGCGCCGACAACGCGACUUUCGAAGACAUCGGAUACCGAUGCGACGUGUGAUUGAUUAGGAAAAAAAAAAAAAAAAAAAACUGAGGAAGAAUGACAAUCGCCGAGAUGAAAUCCGAAACGAACUUUGAAUUCUGAGGAAUAAUAAUUAUCGGACGAGCGAUUUCCGCGUCGCAAAUUCACUUUGAAUUUAAAUAAAACGAUGCGCGAGAGUGAAAUUUUCUCAUUUUGUUUUGUUUCUUUUUUUUUUUUUUCGUUUUUUUUUUCAUUAAUCAGCGGUGAGUUGCGCGGGUGGGUGUGAGUGUGCGUGAUUCGUCGGUGAUCGAUCGAUGAGCGAAUAACGCCAAUAUCUUCGGCGGAUCGGAUUAACGGGAAUCUCGUCUCGUCGACAUUCGCAAUCAACGAAACUGCCGACAAACUGCCGACAAACGAAUGAACAGGAGCUCCGACAUUGUCGUCAGAUGAUAUUCAUCGAGUCACGGAUCUUGACAACGAUAUAAAACAAGGGACCUCGUCGCGUCUCUUCCUUUACCAGGCGGCUGCCCAUUUAUAUACGAAAUUAGAACCAGCUGUACUCGAACACCGCUGUUACAACGGAGAGCAGAGCCAUGAAAUUCUUAACGAUCAACGGAGCGUUUUCUCUGAUGCUAUGUGCGACGAUCGUACCCGACGUCCUCGUUCACGGAUCGCCGCAGAGUUCGUAUUUGGUUCUGGACCAAGAGCAGCCGUCCAAAAAAUGCGGAUACUCCAAAUGGCACUCACUCCUACAAGUCGAUUGCUCCAACAGAGGUCUCGACAAGAUACCGCAAAAAUUGAACUCGAAUAUCCAGGCAAUGUACAUGGCCUCCAAUCGGCUGCGCGACCUUCCUUCGGAUAGUUUCGCGCCGUACAAGAGUCUGGCUUACUUGUACCUCGACGACAACUUCAUCGGCGAGAUCGACGAGUCCAUGGAAUACCCCGAGUACCUGCAGGUCCUCGACCUCUCCAAGAACGGCCUGCACGACGUGCCGUCCAGCGUCUUCGACCUCCCGUCCUUGAAGAAGAUUUACCUCUCCAAGAACAAGUUGAAAGACGGAACUUUCGACAUCAACGUGACCUCGCCGAUCGAGCUGAUCGACCUCGCGGAAAAUUCGCUGACAAAAAUUCCGUCCGUCGGCCUGCAGCCGUCACUUCUCUACCUCAACGUCUCCUACAACAAGAUCAGCCACGUUACCACGGAGGAUUUGGCCCAGUUUUGCUCGCUGCAGACGCUCGACCUCACGAACAAUCCGCUCGCGUUCGAUCCAACGAAUUGCGAGUGCUACCAUUUCGCCUCGUGGAUAUCGGAGCGUAAGAUAAAAUUGAUGCCGGGCGUUCCCUGCAACAACGACACCUUCGAGGCGUGCGGCAAAUUGGGUUUCUCCAACGAAACCACGACGUCCUUCGAGCGUUGCUUGGACGUAAUAAAGGUUAGGGCGGCGCAGCUCAAGGCCAGAUCCACCUGGAUCACCGUGGUGAGCUGCAUCAGCGCGUUUUUGGUAUGCUUGGUCGUCGGACUCUACUGCGUUCACAAGAGGAACAAAAAGAGGAGCAAGAAACUCAAAACGCAACAAAAACUUACCGCGAGUAACGCCAACACCGAACUGCUCAACGGCAACCUGCCCGAAACGCCGCCCUAGAAGUCCGAGGUGAAAAAAAAAUACUUAGCGACUGUGAAAUUGUGAAAAUUCGCGUCACGAAUUCGUUCGACACGUUCCCCCCCCCCCGUUUCUACGCGUCGGUCGUUGCGACAAUUUCGAAUUGUGCAGGAUCUACCGUAAAAUAGAGUUUCUUCUAGUCCACGUAUUCGAAUUUUGUGAAAAAGCGUAAAAAAAAACAAAAAAAAGAAACUGAGGUGUGAAUUGCCGGGCAUGUGCAUCUUCGUUGUUGCAUAUUUGGACUGCAGAAUAGUGUUCGUUUGAAAAGCUGCCCGGCUUGGGAGGUCCUAAAUUUUGGAAAAAGUGUCUUAAAAAAUGUGCCUUGAAAAAAUAAGUUGAAUAAUUGUAGGAAUAAAAUGGAAAUUGAUGAUUACAGGGUAAUUCUAUAGUAGAAUAGAUCAGGUAGGGCGUGCCAUGUGGAUAUCCUUGAUAUUAUUUCGUUUUUAAUUUUGUUAUACAUCCGAUGCAGUAUUUAUCACAACGUACAAUGUAAUAAGAUUUAUUCGAGAAUAGAUUUCUAAUUUUCUAACCUCCGGUUCGUCGUAACGAUACGACGUUUGAUGAAAAGCGAAUCAAAUAUAUUUCAUAACUGUUUUGAAUAUUUUUCAACAAUCGGGUGAAAUCGAAAAGAAAAAAAAGAUGAAAGCGAAAUGUCAAAUAAGUCAGCGAUCGUUUGUUUACCAUAAUUGUACGAACAGCGAAUGAAUUAUCCAUGAAAAUGUGGUUAAUCAUCAAUUAGGAAACAAUGAGAUGCAAAAUUAUACGCGCGCAUGAGGGUGUGAAGGAAAAAAGAAUGAACGUCGGUUGAUAUCGAUCUACUUACAUUUCUUUCUUUCACAGAAAAUAUCAACGGCCAAUAUUACAAUAUUACAAAUUUCUAAGAGACCGUUCUGAUACCAGAGUCGAAAAAGAGCCAAUAAACGAAUUCCGGUAGUUCAGAUAAAUUUUCCCACAAAUUGAAAAAAGAAAACAGAAAAAUCGUAUAUUCUUUUCUCCUCAAAACGCCCAAAUGCGGCACUGCCUCAUUCCGAUUUCGUUACUUUUCACAACCAGAUUCAUUUAUCUAGAGCUGUAAUAAAUGCACAUAUCGUCACAUGCAUGCGGUCUGAAAGAUAAGCCGAUUAACUCGCACGCGCAUCGUCUACAAAAUGGUGUGUACCGUACUUAUGAUUGCAGCCGAAAAAAAAAUUAACGACGGCUGACGAAAUAAAAUUCUAGAUAUCAUAAGUAUACCACGUGAAAAGCACAUAAAAAAAAACACUACAUUUUUUUUCUACGAUGUUUCCGAAUAAUGUUCGAUAAUUAAUAUUUCUUAUUCACUUCGUUCAAUUUUCUAAAAACUGAACUUAAAAAUAUAGGUAUAUAUAUAUAUAUGCACAAUGUGUAUAGAAAAAAAAAAAGGGUAAUUUAAAGAGAAAACAAACAUUCUACGAGAGUAAUUAUAUUGUAAUUUUAAGGUAGCUUAUUAUUUAUCACACGAUCGUACAAUAUUUAUCCUUGUGGGUAUUUGAGUGAAAACAAAAAAAAAAAAGAAAAAACCCCGAAUUCUUAAUACGAUAUAGUCAGUAUGUAUACAAUGUAUGUCGCAAACGCUGUAUAGUAUAAUUUUUUGUAUCGUUGAGCGGUAAUCGCGGCCAGGGCGAUAAAAAAAAUAGAUUUUUUUUUUCCUGCAUCGUUUCGUUAUUUUUAUACAGUAUAGUCUAGUCUAGUCUAGUCGACAUGUACCACUCCGGUGAAUUCCGGUUCGCCUUCUCCGAAAAUUAUGAUCUAGGUGUCGGCCGAUUCGGAAUGGCGUCUGGAAACUUUUUGAGAAGUUUGCGCACGGAAAAAUAGCAAAAGUUAUCAACGAUUUUGUGGAAAAAUUGCAGAGGGGUUUAGCUUUCCGCGAAUAUCGAAAAAGUUAUGGCAGAUAUCGAAAAUCCUUUGAAAAUCCUUAUGAGGCAGGAAAUUUCCGAAAAGAUUAAAUACGGAAAGUUUUCUCAUUAUUGAAAUCUACAUGAAACUAAUUUGUUGAAAUUUUUUACUAAUAUUAUUCGAACAGCUAUAUUUUAAGAUAAUUGCAAAAUUUUUUUUAGCACCGUAAUCAUUAACGAGAAUAUUGAUUUUUAAGAAAGAAAUCGUUAAAAAAAACAAAUAAUUUUAUGGCUCAAUAACGGAUUUGAUAAUUAACAAGUUUUUUACACCACUCGUUAUUAUUAUUAUGAAACAGUUUGUUUUUAAUUUUUCAUUGACUAUUCAACAGAUAAUUUGUUAUGAACAAAUAAAUCGUCAAUUUAUUUUUUCCUAUCUUCGAAACGUGAUAAAAACAACUGUGUAUUGUUUUUUUUUUUAAUUCUUGUUGGAAAUUCAUAAGACCGCGAAAAAAUAAAAUAAUAUAAAAAAAAUUAGUUCCAUGUAGAUUUUGAUAAUAAGAAAACGAAACAGUCGUAAUAUUUGAGAAAUAUAAAUUUAUUAUUGACUUUAUUCACGAUUUUCAUUUUUUCAUGCUUUAGUAUGUCGACAAUCUUCAGAGAAUAGCUCCAAGCAAUAAAGAGAUUCUUCGGUUUUUAGUUCAACAAUUAUUUGGGUUUUUAUGAUGAUAUAAAACUCGUAAAAAUAAUUUAAUUAACAAAAGUAUAUCUAAUUCUAAAAUCGGGGGACAAAUUUUUUUCCAACGCAUUAUUGUUUAUUCAACUAUCCAAAAAGUAUGAAUUUGUUUUUCUUGCGGACAAAUUUUUUUCCAACGCAUUAUUGUUUAUUCAACUAUCCAAAAAGUAUGAAUUUGUUUUUCUUGCGGAUUUUCGAUAUCUGCGAUAGUUUUUUAGAUAUCCGCAAAAAAACUAAACCCCUGUUUUUUUUUCGGUAAAUUGUUGAUAAGUUUUGAAAUUUUUUCGCGCGCCACUUCAAAUUUUUCAAAAAUUUUCUAGACGGCAAUCCCAAUCGAAUGACACCUGGAUCAUAAUUUUCGGAGAAGGCGAACUGGAAUUCACAAAAAUGGUACAUUUUGACCAGACUAGUAAUCAGUAGAGAAGCAGAGCUUAAUCGUUAUAGUUUAAUUGUAAGUCGAAAUACCGAGUGGAAGAUCGACUACCAAAUAAAAUAGGUAUUUCGUUACGCAGUUCCUCGUGAUUAACAGGUUGAGAGAUUUAUAUUAUAUUAUAAAUAUUGAUUAUCAGUACGUUGUUAUCGAAAACGGAGCGUUGGUAUAAUUUGCAAUACCUACUAUUGUCUGGAGGAGUGAUAGAGAGGGGUAUACUUACUUACAAUUAGUGUUUGUCUGAAGGUAUGACGCGUCUCGCGUAAAGUCUACUUCGCAAAAAACGAUUCGUUCAAUCGUUGCAACCAUUUAAUAAACUGUAAAAAUAAACCAUAUCGUCUAUCGAAUCGAAAAA